AUGCUCUCGCUCGAGACGACGUCGUCCCUCUCGCCGUACCUGUGGGGAGCGCUGGCCGUGUCCGUGGCGCUCCUCCUCGACGUCCUCUUCCGCGCCCCCUCGAACCUGCACCGCCCGGACGCCAAGAUCCAGAGCUACCGCACCCUCUUUGCCGGCCUCGGCCCCACGGCCCUGUUCGAGAAGCGCAACACGUUCCUCCGCUCCGUCUUCGGCCACCCGGAAAAGUUUGCCACGUCGCCGCCCCCGAGCAGCGCGGCGCGCUUCAAUGCGCGCAACCACGUCCUCACCGUCAGCGCCAACCCCGAGGACCGCAAGACGUUCUUCCACGACCGCAGCCUCGACUUUGAAAAGGGCUACGAGACCCUCUUUGCCGGCAUCCCGGACGUGCCCGAGUGGCUCAAGGGCGUCAAGGACGAGGAAAAGCAGAGUCGCCUGGGCGAUGCGGCGGUCGAGGAGACGGGCAUGGGCAGCUUCAACUACAACCUCAAAAACGCCCUCAGCACCGACCGCAUCGACAAGUCGGUGGCCACCAUGGUCGGCUACUCGCUCGACGCCUUCCGCGCGCUGCCGGCGUCCGGCGGCCGCAUCUGGUGCCACGACACCAUCUACUCGCUCAUCUUCCGCCUCUCGCUCGUCGGCGUCGGCCUCAACGAGCAGCACCGCGACCUCGACGCCAUGCAGCGCAUCGAGAAGCCCUUCUGGUCGUUCGCCGACAACGCCGGCUACCUCCAGACCCUCUUCCCGCUCCUCUUCACGCCCUCGACGGUGCGCAAGUGGAAGGGCACCAUCGCCAUGGCCACCAACGUCAGCCAGCUCGUCGAGGCGCGCCGCAAGUCGGGCAGCCGCGAGGACGACUACCCGCAGGUGCUCAUCGACCGCGGCGUGCCCACCAAGCAGAUUGUCGAGUUCGUCAUGGGCAGCCUUUUUGCGGCCAUCAUCAACACGACGGGCGUCACGUCGUACACCCUCAUCUUUAUGGCCGCCUACCCAGAGUGCCAGCGGCAGCUGCGCGACGAGCUCGAGACGGUGCUGCGCGCCGAGGCCGAGGGGCGCGGCGACGACUACGACGCGCUCAGCGUCGAGGAGCGCCUGGCGCGCGUCCCGCUUGCGGUGUGGGAGGACGCGGAGCGCUUCCCGUACCAGCAGGCCGUCGAGAGGGAGACGAUGCGGCUGCUCCUCAACUCGCUCCUCUUCCGACGCAAGCUCGACAAGCGCGGCGUCAAGCCGCGCACCACGACCCUCUCGGGCGACGUCGUGACGCACCAGGAGUUUGUGGGCUACUGGCUCUCGUCGGUGCACUACAACGAGUCGAUCUACAGCGACCCCCUGCUGUUCGAUCCGGACCGCUGGAUGCGCGGCGAGGGACGGGGGGACGGCGACUUUCUCGCGUGGGGGUGGGGCAACCACCCGUGCCUCGGCAUGCGCUUUGCCAAGCUCGAAAUCAAAAUCGCCCUCGCCGCCUUCCUCGAGUCGUUCCCGCACGUCCGCGCCGUCAAUGACCGCGGAGAGGAAUACGACCGCACCUCGGUCCCCAAACCCGUCAUUGACAGCGAACACCGCAGGCUGCCCCAGAAACCCGUCUUCCUCGCCUACGACGACAAUCGCCUUCGUGCACAGCCGACGCCGACGGCGGCAUGA
This is a messenger RNA of Pseudozyma flocculosa PF-1, 1638 nucleotides long. RefSeq lists its product as uncharacterized. Lineage: Eukaryota; Fungi; Basidiomycota; Ustilaginomycetes; Ustilaginales; Ustilaginaceae. Gene Ontology annotation, molecular function: iron ion binding; heme binding; monooxygenase activity. The coding region runs from base 1 to 1638 and encodes 545 amino acids. The transcript has a single exon. The record is from RefSeq and is a predicted model, not a curated record.